AUGGGAAUUAACUUCAUUUUCAACAGGACUGAUGUUAAGGACAUACAGCUGUGUUACCAAUCAGAAAAUGUAUCCUGUAUAAUGGUUAUUAUCCCUUCAGCAGUACGUGUUUUGUUAUAUGUUUUCCUUGGUUCAUUAUCUGUUCUGACACUGUGUGGAAACCUUCUCAUAAUCAUCUCCAUCAUUUACUUCAAACAGCUCCACACUCCAACUAACUACCUGAUUCUCUCUCUGGCCAUAUCUGACCUCCUUGUGGGGGCUUUAGUGUUGCCAUUCAUCAUAGCACUCUCUGUAGACUCUUGUUCAUAUCUUGCAGAUUUAAUUUGUAAGAUGGCACGCAGCCUUGAUGUUUUCCUAGGUACAUCCUCUAUUCUGAACUUAAGUUUUAUUUCUAUUGACAGAUAUUAUGCAGUGUGUCAUCCUCUGAGGUAUGAAAGUAAAAUAAAUGUUCGUGCUGCUGUGGUCAUGAUUCUGUUGAGCUGGGGAGUUUCUGCCCUGGUUGGAAUUGGUGUCAUAAUUAUGGGACUUAAAGAAGGAAAAUGUGAAGGCCGUUGUUUUUCAUUUAAUAUUGAUAUUUUAGGAAUCACUGGAUGUGUUCUCUCAUUUUACUUCCCAGUUGUUAUAAUGCUCAGUAUCUACCUAAAGAUUUUUCUGGUGGCACAGAAACAGGCACGCAGCAUCCAGAACUCAAACUGUCAGAGUAUAAAGUCUGGGGCCCUUGCCGCGCGCCUCUCAGUGCUCAAUCCCUUUAUUUAUGCCUUCUUUUACAGCUGGUUCCGAGUGGCUUUCAGAAUGAUCAUUUCUGGCAAAAUUUUUCAAGGUAAUUUUGCAAACUCAAAACUGCUCUGA
Myripristis murdjan (pinecone soldierfish) is the source of this 849-nucleotide messenger RNA. RefSeq names its product trace amine-associated receptor 1-like. Gene Ontology annotation, cellular component: plasma membrane. The transcript is spliced from 3 exons. Gene Ontology annotation, biological process: G protein-coupled receptor signaling pathway. The record is from RefSeq and is a predicted model, not a curated record. Bases 1 to 849 code for a protein of 282 amino acids. Gene Ontology annotation, molecular function: G protein-coupled receptor activity. Lineage: Eukaryota; Metazoa; Chordata; Actinopteri; Holocentriformes; Holocentridae.